Messenger RNA from Tachysurus vachellii, 2165 nucleotides. RefSeq names its product nuclear factor 7, brain-like. Lineage: Eukaryota; Metazoa; Chordata; Actinopteri; Siluriformes; Bagridae. Bases 30 to 1022 code for a protein of 330 amino acids. Gene Ontology annotation, molecular function: protein binding. The record is from RefSeq and is a predicted model, not a curated record. The transcript has 4 exons.
ACACUUUAUUAGAGUCAUGAUAUAAUCAUAUGGAACAGAAUGAUUUUGUUCAAAUUGAAUCCUAUAAGAAAACCAGACAGAAGGAGAAAACAGACUUUGUGGAAAUCUUCAGUAAUCUGAUGAGCUGCAUUGAGAGAAGCCAGGCUGAGCUGUUUAAGGUGAUGGAGGAGAAGCAGAAAGCAGCAGAGAGGCAGGCUGAAGAGUUCAUUAAAGAGCUGGAGCAGGAAAUCACUGAGCUAAAGAGGAGAAACACUGAGCUGGUGCAGCUCUCACACACUGAGGAUCACCUCCACCUCCUACAGAUUUACCCGUCACUGUGCAGCCCUCCACACACCCAGGACUGGACUGAUCUCACAAUUAACACUUAUGUGAAUGUGGAGACUCUGAGGAGAGCUCUGUCUCAGCUUCAGGAAACUCUAAGGGAGGAAAUGGAGGAGAUUCCAGAGAUCAAACUGAAGAGAAUUCAACAAUAUGCAGUGGAUGUGACUCUGGAUCCUGAUACAGCUCAUCCUGACCUCAUCAUGUCUGAUGAUGGGAAACAAGUUACAUGUGGAGACAAGAGACAGAAACUCCCUGAUAAUCCAGAGAGGUUUGAUGAUUGUGUCUGUGUGUUGGGAAAUGAGGGAUUCACCUCAGGGAGAUUUUACUAUGAGGUGCAGGUCAGAGGGAAGACUGAGUGGGAUUUAGGAGUGGUCAUAGAGUCUGCUAACAGGAAAGGGGAGAUUACAAUCAGUCCUGUGGAUGGAUAUUGGCUUUUGUGGCUGAGGAAUGAGACUGAAUAUGAGGCUCUGGACUCUCCUUCUGUCUCCCUCUCCUUGAAACAGGCUCCUCAGAAGGUGGGGGUGUUUGUGGAUUAUGAGGAUGGUUUGAUCUCCUUCUAUGAUGUUGAUGUAAAAUCUCAUAUCUACUCGUUCACUGGUCAGACUUUCACUGAGAAACUUUAUCCAUAUUUCAGCCCCUGUCCCAAUGACGGAGGUAAAAAUUCAGCACCAUUGGUCAUCUGUCCAUGUAAUCAAAUCUAAUAUAUGGUUCUUAAAGUUUAUGUAUAUUUAAAGAGUUUAAAUAAUCACCACUAUAUAUUUUCUCUCUUUACUAUGGGUCAAAUGUUAUAAUGAAAGCUUUUUUUUCUAAUCAUUAGAUGAAUAAGUAAAAGUUCAGUUUCUAAGCUUUUGGGCCAAAAAUAACAUCCACACUGAGUGAACAGUGGAUUUAUUUAACUGGUAUCUCUUGUAUAGACAGUUUUACUUUGUGUGAGGAAUAACUGAUGACUGGACAUUGAAUUAUUGCACAAAUCAAAUAAACACUUAUUCCACUUGUACCACUAUUACCACACCUCACUGCUAGUGCUGGUGAAUACUCUGUAACUGCUGCCUCCAUGUUCACACUUAAAGUUCACUUAAAACCUGUUCCUGAAAAGACAUGAUUUACUGCUGUGUCCUUACAGCUAAGUUAAAUACUUCUGAUGGAGCUUUUAUUAUAACUUCAUGUUAAACAAAUGGAGGCAGUUUAGAGAUUAUGACUCAUGCCUCAGGUGCCAAUAAAGAGGAAACUCUGUUUCUCUGUUUACCCACAAUCCAUUUUCAAUCAGCUUGAUGACUAGAGAUUUAUUUUCAGAAAUACCUCAAUCGCUCCAUUCAUUCAUGAGGCAGAGUAGAUGUUCUCACAGCCGACUUGCUCUCAAACCUCUAACAGCACCUCCUCCACCUGUGCUCCACUCUCAGGUACAACAAACCUGAUACUAUGUCAGAGAGACAGCGUCUGUCCACUGACCUCAGGGGCCAUGGCGUCCCACUCACACUCAACUGGUAUCAGUUAUAUAAAUUAUAACUUAAUAAUCACUCUUUUAACUAAAGAUAAAGGAAGAAAAAGAACAGGUUAAAGACCAGAGCACUUUUCACAUGUUCCCUCAAUACUGAGUGUAUGACGUCAUUGUGAGAGAGAGAGAGAGAGAGAGAGAGAGACACAGCGAGAGUAAUGUAAUUUAUGACAUGAUCCUUUUUUUAAUAUUAAUUCUUCAUAUGUUCUUCAGUCACAGCAUUUUCUGUACAUUCUACUGUUUGUUUAAAUAAUGAAGAAUUUUUAAAAAUAUUGUUUCCUUAUUAAACAUAAUUCUGUGUCUUGGGCCGUUCUUUGCUUUACUGCUGUAUUUCUCUUUUACUGGAUCG